Molecule: messenger RNA, 1392 nt
Organism: Cuscuta europaea
Lineage: Eukaryota; Viridiplantae; Streptophyta; Magnoliopsida; Solanales; Convolvulaceae
Source: the annotation of a GenBank genome assembly
GUGAAAACACAAAGGGUUAAUGAAGAUGGGCCGGAAGUCUUUCAAAGGAUAUAUGUGUGCUUUGGAGCACUAAAGCAGGGAUUCUUAUCAGGAUGUCGUCACGUUUUAGGACUAGAUGAUUGUUUUCUUAAAGGCAUGCUUAAGGGUGAAAUCUUAAGUGCAGUGGGCAGAGAUGCAAAUAAUGAAAUGUACCCUAUACCAUGGGCGGUUGUAGAGAUUGAGAAUACUGACUCAUGGCGAUGUUUUUUAGAUCUUCUCAAAGUAGACAUUCAAAUUAACAAUUCCUUUCAUUGGACUUUGAUCACUGAUCAACAAAAGGGCCUAGUAAACGUCAUCAAGGAGUUGUUCCCGAAUUCUGAGCACAGAAACUGCUGCAGGCAUAUCCAUGCGAAUUGGAGUAAGAAACAUCGGGGAUAGAUCAUGAAGAAGCACUUCUGGAUAUGUGCUAGAUGCACCACACAACCUGACUUUCUUGAACAAAUGAAUGUUCUGGAAAAAAUUGAUUGCACGACCAUGCAGAUUUGGAUCUUUAUGAUCCUCGUUAGUGGUGCAAAGCUUUCUUCAGAUUUUAUCCAAAGUGUGAUGCUCUUGACAACAACUUGUCUGAAUCUUUUAAUAACACACUUGUAAAAUGUAGGAGUAAGCCUAUUAUCCCUAUGCUAGAGUCCAUUAGGGUUGCCACAAUGAAACGAAUAGCAAAAAAGGUAAAAUUUGGGAAUAGGUGGCAAGGUAACAUUGGACCUCGGAUUAUGAAGAAGCUGAUGAUGAGAUCAAGAAGAGUGCAAGACUAACGAGGAAGUCAAGGGAAGUAGGGAACAGGAGAAAACGGUGAGCGAUCAUUGAAGGAAUGUCGAAACCUUUUCCUUCAAGCCUGGAAACUAUGUUGGUGAUUUUCCUUCGUUGGCAAAAAUUGGUGAAACCCUCAGCAGACGGAUGGACAGACGGCGUUUAAUUGAGAUGUGAGUGGAUGGCCAAAAGUUAUCUAAAUAAGUGAAUCAUGUGUUAAUUAGGUCCACUUAAAAGUUAAGUGUCCAAUUUGAGAUUCGUAAAUAAUCUUAGUGUCCCUUUUUAGCUUUAUCCCAAUCUAAAUGCCCAACAAGUCCCAUGGAAAGACAAACUCAAACCAGAGGAAGAAAAAGGACCCUAGUAAAAAAACCAAGCCUAAAAAAACAAGUAUGUCAAGUCAUGAAGGUGGUCACCCAGGACAAGAAGGUGGUCUCUCAGGUCAAGGAGGUUGUGUGGGAAGUCAACAACUUGUGUAGCUCCAAACCUAAUCAUAGGGUAAUUUUUAGUAUUUUUGUAUGGGUGUAAUCCUGUUUUGUAAAUGUAUUAAUUAUGGGUUAACAGUCCCAUAACCUGUGUGGCUGAAUGUGGCAUUUAGUUUAUUCAUUU